AUGGAUAUAAAGCCAAAUACAGUACACUGCAUAGUGAACAACCUACACACCCUCUCUUCACAAGCAAAAGUGAGCAACGUACAAAUUGUCCUUGAAAGUUACAAAUGUACAAUAACACUCUCAAAAGACUCAAACCCUGAAAGUGAUCAACUCUGUGUCGAAAUCAUCUUACAGACGGUCGGAAAUAAAGACAAUAUACACAAAUUACCGGACUCACUCAAAGCAAACAUUGUAAUCGAAAUUGUCACCACCUACACUGACAAGAAUCUAAAAGAAAAACAUAGAACCGAGUAUGACAAGUUGAGCAAGAAUAAUGGGCAAGAUGUAUACAAAUGGAAGCUUUCAAAUCUUCACAAGUUUCCCGAAACAUCUUGUAUCGAUACUUCUCAUAUCAGUGUCCAUGUUAGGCUGGAAGAUAUUUACAGCCAGCCAUUGAAUCUUAUAUCCGAAACCACAUCUCUAUAUCCUAAUCCAUCAGACACAUAUGACAUACGAAUUAGAGUAAUUGAAGAUGAAAACGAAAAUGAGAACGAAGAAAAAGAAGAUGCACAAACAGUGUCAAAGAGUCGAAUGUUUUAUUGCCACAAGUAUCUCUUGACUGAUAUAUCUGAUUGGUUCAAAGACAUGCUUUUGAGCAGAUCAGACAGCACUGGUGAUCUAAAGAUAACCAUUCGAGGUGUACAUCCAGAUAUAUUUGAGAAGCUGUUCACAUUCAUGUAUACAUCCAGAUACGAUGCAAAAAGUGUCUAUGAAGCUUCACAGGUCAUCAAGGCAUCUACUCGAUUUCAAUUUGGCUCUAUUCGGCACCAAGCAUUCCAAUACCUACGGUCAAAUAUCAAUAACGAGACUUUGUGGAUCAUCUGGGAUUUGUCAGUCAGCUAUGGAUGCGAACAGGCUGUAUGUGCCUGUGAAGACUAUGCGAGAAAAGAAUGCAGAACCUUAUUAAGUGUUUAUGGAUGGCAAGAUCUGGACCAAGAAAGCAUAACAAAAAUGAUCUGUGUUGGCGGCCUACCUAUCAGCAUCACCAAGACUCUGUUACACACUACCCUUCUGGCCUGGAGAUCAAGUACUCUUAAUAGGAUAAUGUCCGAGUCGUCCAAGGCCAACAGUUCUUCUUCGGCUGGAUCAGAUAAAGCUGGGUGUAAUACCCAGAGGUAUUUCAAGGAACUACAAAGAUAUCCAAAAUCAGAGGAAGAAGUUGAAAAGGUCUUUUUUGAGAUAACCCAGCUUAUUUGUUCGAGUGAGAUUUCUAUACAUCGUGUACGAAAACAGACUAAAAGGGUUACUAGAGCAACCAUACCACCAUCUAGUAGAAAACUGGUUUUUAAACCAAUGUACUUUAAUAACAGUGGACCCAAGAAACAUUGCAAAUCAAGAGACUCUUGA
This is a messenger RNA of Phycomyces blakesleeanus NRRL 1555(-), 1386 nucleotides long. RefSeq lists its product as hypothetical. The record is from RefSeq and is a predicted model, not a curated record. The transcript is spliced from 9 exons. NCBI's taxonomy places the organism in Eukaryota, Fungi, Mucoromycota, Mucoromycetes, Mucorales, Phycomycetaceae. The coding region runs from base 1 to 1386 and encodes 461 amino acids. Gene Ontology annotation, molecular function: protein binding.